AUGACCGAUACGAAGCAAUGCGAAUGCCCUCGUACUUCAUCGGUUCGAGGUUUCAACUUCGGCAACCUCAAGUCCUUAGCACUAGGCUCGUAUUCUGUACGAACCCCCGGUAAACUCCACUUGGUGCUCCACUACUCAAAUAGCUUCGCUAAGAAUACCAAGUGGCCGGAAAUAUGGCCUCACGAGAGGCUCUUAGAUUCUGCUACGCUCCUGAAAGUGGUCACCUUGGCCCAUUCAGCCUUGGGAGCUACUUCGUCUACUAGGGCAUUCGUUUGUUUCCGGCCUCACUCUGAUGGCCCAGCUGGGUACUCCCGAUCUGAUGGUGUCAGCGUGUUUCCGUCUGGAAUUACGGUUGCAGCGACUUGGGACAGAGAUCUCAUGUACAAGCGUGGUGUCGCGCUCGGUGAAGAGUUUAAGGCGAAGGGUGCACACGUCCAUUUUGGGUGGGAGAAUUUCGGGCCCGACCCCUAUCUAGCGGGUGCUGCAAUGAGUGCUUCAGUGCUCGGCAUUCAGUCCGUCGGCGUUCAAGCAUGCUCUAAGCAUUACAUCAGCAACGAACAGGAAACGCAGCGAACCUCAAGCAUCCAAGGAAACAAUACAGUCAUCGACGCCAUCUCUUCCAACAUUGACGGCCGCACCCUUCACGACCUCGACCUCUGGCCCUUUGCCAAUGCCGUCAAGGCUGGAACUGCCUGCAUCAUGUGUUCUUACAACCGCGUCAACGUCAACUACUCUUGUGCCAAUUCUGAGCUGAUGGCUAUUCUCAAGGAAGAGCUCGCGUUCCUGGGUUACGUCGUGUCAGAUUGUGGAGCUUCCUUCUCUGUCUAUCAGUACGGACACAAGUCCGAACUUCUCCUUAACUUUCCAAAAGUCCCGGCGCGCGACGUUCGUGGUAACCACGCCACGCUGAUUCGGCAACCAGGUGCAGCUGGCCCAACAACUGGGUUCAUGUACCUUGAUUACGGCCAGAAUCCUAAAGGUUUCGAGACAGGGACGGUCGACAUUGGCGGUGGCUCAGAUACUGUCAGACGUACGAAUCUGAUCACACCACUAGAUGCGGUCAGAAAACACGCCGAGAUGAUGAAUGGUCGUGUCCAAGUCCUCCUGGACAACGAGGAUCUUCGGCAGGGUGUCCAAACACUGUGGUUGUUGUACUUGGGCCAGGAGUCGUCACGAUGCCCUGGGCAGACAACGAGAACGUCACAGCCAUCCUCUCGGCGCAUUACCCUGGCAAAAAAGAGAAACUCAAUCGCCGAUGUUCUCUGGGGCCGCGCUGAGCCGUCUGGCUGUCUUCUUUACACGAUCCCCAAGAACCUUGCUGACCAUGGAAAACCUAUCGUCAACCUCAGUCAACCAGUGGUGGACCCUGAUGCCUGGCGAUCAGACUUUGACGAGAGACAGAUGAUUGACUGCCGACAUUUCGACACGGACGGUAUUGAGCCGCUCUUUGAAUUUGGAUUCGGCCUCUCCUACACCCAGUUCAAUAUGUCGAGUAGCCUCACUGUUCAUGUCAGCCCCGGGCUUAGCUUUCACGCCGACGAGUCUAAGGGAGUUGCUCCUGGUGGCUUAAAGGAUCUUUGGACGCCUGUGGCUGAGGUGAUUAUUGGGAUCGCUAAUGUGGGAGACUCGGCGGGGACUGCUGUACCUCAGCUGUAUGUGUCCUUGCCCGCUGACAAGACUCGCGCCGAUGUUAUGCAGAUGAUUACCCCAUGUCGGCGUUAUCCUGAUGCUGCACACAUGCACAAGCUGUUGUUUGGAGAGCUUCACGGUGCCCUAGGAUUCUAUCUCUCCAUCCAUCUUGCCUGA
This is a messenger RNA of Fusarium vanettenii 77-13-4, 1806 nucleotides long. RefSeq lists its product as uncharacterized. The record is from RefSeq and is a predicted model, not a curated record. Gene Ontology annotation, molecular function: beta-glucosidase activity. The coding region runs from base 1 to 1806 and encodes 601 amino acids. Gene Ontology annotation, biological process: glucan catabolic process. The transcript is spliced from 6 exons. NCBI's taxonomy places the organism in Eukaryota, Fungi, Ascomycota, Sordariomycetes, Hypocreales, Nectriaceae.